Messenger RNA from Anolis carolinensis (green anole), 9110 nucleotides. RefSeq names its product cell adhesion associated, oncogene regulated (gene cdon). The coding region runs from base 429 to 4205 and encodes 1258 amino acids. The transcript is spliced from 20 exons. The record is from RefSeq and is a predicted model, not a curated record. Gene Ontology annotation, biological process: cell-cell adhesion. Lineage: Eukaryota; Metazoa; Chordata; Lepidosauria; Squamata; Anolidae. Gene Ontology annotation, molecular function: protein binding.
AUAACAGUUUUUAAGUGUGUCUCCCUGAGGAAUUAAUUUUUUUCAUUAUUGUGAUCCAUGCAUUCUGAAAUAGUAGAAUACUUUCAUUUCAGUGGAAGUGUGUAGUAAGUCUCAGGAAAGGGAUCUCUUUCACAAAAGAUAGUAUUUGGAUUUCUUUUGGGAUUUUAUUCUAUUUUUAAACAGGCUUGUAAUAACUGGCUCCAGCUAUCUUCAUGGACUAGUGCAGUAGUUCUUGAUGUAACUGAACUGGAUGUUUUUGAAUAUAUGAACUUCUUAUUUUAUAUAUGGUCUUCCAUCUUAUCCUUCACAGAGGAUUUAGGGCCAAGCUACAUGUUACACAAGUGGAGUCUCACAUUCUGUCUUAAAAGCUCCUCAGUGACUCAUAUUAGUCUGAAGCUCUUUGCCAUCAGCUUUUCUGACCUGGCACUAUGCAUUCUGAUCCUGGAUCUUUACAAGAAUUGCUUUUUCUUACAGUUUUCUUCUCAACAACAGCUUCAGACUUGAUUCCUCACUUUCUUUCUGAGCCCCUUUCUGUUAUUCAAAAACCUGGUGCAAAUGUAAAACUCGACUGUUCUGCUGAGCCCUCUACAGCCCACGUGUCUUGGCAUUUCAAUGGGGAAAAACUUCACAAGAAUGCGGAUCAAGUAGACAUACAGCCAGGAUCUCUGACAAUCUUUUCUCUCAGUCCAUCAAAUUCUGGUAUCUACCAAUGCAUUGCAAAUAACAGCAUUGGUGCAAUUAUCAGCAGACCUGCAACAGUGUCAAUAGCAUAUCUUGAUGAUUUUGAGACUUCAUGGAGGAACACAAUUACAGUAGAGGAAGGGAAUACUGCUUUAAUCAAUUGCAAUGUGCCAAAAAGUGAUCCAGAGGCACAGGUUCGUUUCCGUGCACGAGGGAAAUGGCUGGAACAAUCAACAGAAAACUACCUAAUUCUCCCAUCUGGACAUUUGCAAAUUUUGAGUGUAUCUUUAGAGGACAAAGGAUUCUACAAGUGUGCUGCAUAUAACCCAAUAACUGAUGACCUGAAAGUUGAACCCUCUGGGCAUAAGCUCAUCAUCAGCAGCUCUUCUUCAAGGGAUUUUGAUAUAAUUCACACUACCAGUUCUCAGACAUUGACAGUACUCGCACACAGCCCUCUGAUGUUGGAGUGUGUUGUUAGCAGGUUGUCUGUGUCUUCUGUCCAUUGGUAUAAAGAUGGUAAAGAUGCACUCGCUAGAGGCAGAUGGAGACUUCUUCACACCCAUCUUACAAUUGACUCAAUUGAUGCAUCAGAGUCUGGAAAUUACUCCUGCGUGGUGGAUAACAAGUUUGGAGUUGUAAAACAUAUAAACUACAGCGUAAAUGUAUUUGAAUCUCCUUCAAUUUCAAAAGGACUGCAAGAUCAAUUAGUAUCUUUAGGUAAAAAUGUGCAUCUUUCCUGUGAAAUACAUGGAACCCCAACACCUAAUCUCACCUGGUACCAUAAUGCAGCUCCUGUCCAUCUUUCAUCACGGCACUUGCUUUCAGGAAACAAGCUGCGAAUUAUUGGUGUCACCAGCGAAGAUACAGGGAUGUAUCAGUGUUUAGUGAACAAUGGCUAUGGAUUUGUGCAUUCUACUGGGAGAAUUCAUUUCCAAACAGAUAGGGGCUCCAAGCCUAUUGUAACCACAAUGCCAGCAAGCAUCAAAGCGACAGAUGGUGAAACAGUCAUGUUGUCUUGCAACGCCACUGGGCUACCUAUUCCUGUCAUCCGUUGGUAUAAUAGCCAAGGGCUGAUUACCAGUCACCCUUCACAGGUUCUUUAUUCAAAAUCAAGGAAGUUUUCCUCACAAGCAAGAACUGGCAGCUCCAUUUCAGACAGAGCCUACUUCAUCAUGUCCCGGGGCAGUUCAAGCUCCCUCUAUGUCCAGCCAGUGACAUCAGAACAUACUGGGAGAUACACGUGUGAGGCAACAAAUGAACAUGGGCUUUCUCGUUCAGAGACUUUUCUUACAGUUGUUUCCUAUGAUGCUAGUACAAAAGCAGAAGAAAUGGUUCCUGUGGAGGCUGCCCAGAGUGAUGAAGGAAAUGGUGAUCGUGAUUUCGAAAUGGACCCUGAAAGCUCAUCUACAACAGAAAUUCUCAUUGAUGAAGUUGCCACAGAAAAAACUUCCAAUGGAAUUUCCCCACCAGAAGCUCCAAUCAUUCUUAGCCCUCCACAAACACUUAAGCCAGACCAGUACAACCUUGUGUGGAGACCUGGAAGGGAUGGUGGCCAACCAAUAAAUUUUUAUUUUGUGAAAUAUCGCAAGUUGGAUGAUAAUAACAAUAUUACUAACUGGUAUACAGUUCGUGUCCCUGGAAGUGAAAAUGAACUUUGUCUCUCAGAACUGGAACCUUCUAGUCUCUAUGAAGUCUUGAUGGUAGCCAGAAAUGUAGCUGGGGAAGGCCAACCUUCCAUGCUUACUUUUCGCACUAGCAAAGAAAGAUCAUCGUCCUCAAAGAAAACCACACAAGCUCCCUUUCAACCUUUUGGCGUUCCUAAGCACCCAAUUAUUCAAGAAAGUGCAGUCAACAACUUUGGUGUGAUACUCCCAGAUUCUUCUCGGCAUAGCGGAGUACCUGAAGCACCAGAUCGUCCUACCAUCUCCACAGCCUCAGAGACUUCUGUUUACGUCACUUGGAUCCCACGUGCAAAUGGUGGAUCACCCAUCACUGCCUUUAAAGUAGAAUAUAAACGUAUGAACAGAAACAAUGAGUGGUUAAUUGCAGCUGAUAACUUCUCUCCUUCCAACCUUUCAGUGGAGGUUCGCAAUUUGGAUCCAGGAGCCCUAUAUAAGUUUCGUGUGAUUGCUAUUAAUAAUUAUGGGGAGAGUCCACGAAGUGCUGCAUCUCGGCCUUAUCAGGUAGCUGGCUUCACCAACCGAUUUUCUAACCGUCCCAUCACAGGGCCUCAUAUUGCUUAUACUGAGGCAGUCAGUGACACUCAGAUUAUGCUGAAGUGGACCUAUAUUACCUCCAGUAACAACAACACACCAAUCCAAGGAUUUUAUAUUUAUUAUCGUCCAACAGAUAGUGACAAUGAUAGUGAUUACAAGAGGGAUGUUGUGGAAGGCACAAAACAAUGGCACUUGAUAAGCCACCUGCAACCUGAAACAUCCUAUGACAUUAAAAUGCAAUGUUACAAUGAAGGAGGUGAAAGUGACUAUAGCAAUGUGAUGAUAUGUGAGACCAAAGUGAAGCGUACUCCUGGAGCAUCAGAAUAUCCAGUGAAGGACCUCAGUACGCCGCCUAAUUCUCCUGACCGUGGUGCUGGAAGCAAUGCUGGUCAACCCAGCGGUCCUGUCCGAAGCAGUGAUAUGCUGUACUUGAUUGUAGGCUGUGUCCUUGGCGUGAUGGUUCUCAUCCUCAUAGUCUUCAUUGCCAUGUGUUUGUGGAAAAACUGCCAGCAAAAUGUCAUGCAGAAGUAUGACCCUCCUGGUUAUCUCUACCAAAGUGCUGACAUCAAUGGGCAAAUGGUUGAAUAUACUACAUUGCCAGGCAUGAGUCGUAUCAAUGGCAGCAUACAUGGGAACUUUAUUAGUAAUGGAAACCACAGUAAUGGUUGCCUUCACCUCCAUCACAAGACUCCUAAUGGAAUGAAUGGGAUCAUGAAUGGUGUUGUGAAUGGAGGAAAUGGUGUUUAUCCUGGACACACAAACUCCUUAUCCAGAUCGCACAUGGAGUAUGAACACACCCACCACCUAGAAAAUGGCAGUGAAAUAUUCACACCGGUACCUCAGACAGAUCUUUCAGAGUGUGCCAAUUGCCGGAACUGUCGAAACAAUAACAGGUGUUUCACUAAAACGAGUGGCACUUUUGGCAGCAAUGCUGUACCUGUGAUGCCUGUCAUAGCACCUUAUCAGCAGGACAGUUUGGAAAUGAAACCAUUGAAUCCCAUCAUGGUUGCCAUGAGCUUAGCGCCCGCAAUCCCAGGAUGCAAUGCUGAAACGGAAGAAGACAAAGAGAAAAGGGAGCCCCCAUCUCCUCAGGAUUCUUGUUGCCAAGAAAAUGUGAAUCUGCUCAAUACAGACUGUAGAGACGAUAACAGCACACAAUCGGAAACCUCCACUCACAUGUUGAACUGGAGCCCUUUUAUUCUACAAUCUCUUUCUAAAGACUGCAAUGAACAGACAGAAGGGAUUUCAAAGGGGGGUUCAUUGGACAAUUUGGGGAGCCUCCAGGAGCUUCAAAUACAAAAAACUUAAGGACCCGAUGGAGGUUGCCCACUGAAAGCCAGUAACUGUGCAGCGAAGUCACUGAAAGGGACUGACAACAGGAUGUUAAUUAUGAGAAUUGCUAUUUAUUUUUUUGAUAAAUGUCCUAUGAAUGUAUGUUUUUAAAAGCCCUUUGUAUUAUUUAUGCCUUGAAAAAUUCCUACUUACGUCCCCAUGGUAAAAUCAUUAUGGCUAUCUGAAAGUAUGUAAUAAGCAUGGGAAACACACUUUUCCAUAGAAAAAUGAUGUUGCCAUGUGGUUAGAAAAUUAAGCAAAUCUGCUUAUUUGAACAAUUUACACCAAGUUUGCUCUGAUUAUUAUAGUUUGCCGUUUGGGAAAAUAUAAACAGGAUACUUCACUGCAAAUGAAAGCAUGAAAUGGGCAACAUAAUAUUACUGGAGCAGGAAUCAGUGGGAGAACCAUAGAUAGAGACCUUGGCCAUGGUUACUCAGUACUAAUGCCCCUUGCUACCAUUUGUUUUUGUCUCCCGGUGUUCUAUUAACAUCGUGGUCAGUUCAUGUACGGUUGGGGGGGGAGGGCAUAGCAAGAUGCUAUGCAAAAAACAUUAGAUAUGGAAAGGAUAGUUUGCUUCUGAGAUAAGAAAGCUGCCAAAAUGGUGCUGGAUUGGAAAGGGCUCCACCCCCCUAGUAUCUACUCCUAGGAAGAGAUAAAUGUGUGCAUAGAUGCAGUAUACCUUUUUAAAAAGUGUACUGCAUCAUAUUACUCCUCUGCAUAAAAUCCUUGUGGACUGUUUGACACAAGUUGGUUGAGAAACUGUUGUAUCUUGCCUGUUUGGUCACUAAACUAGAGCGUGGCACAAUCAACUUUAGAAGCUGAGGCCUCUGAUGAAAUAUGCUGGCAUUCCUUUAUGUUAGGUAUAACCUUAAAAGGCAAAUCCUUUUUCUUGGACAUUUCAAAGUUUGCGAUUCUUCUGUAUUUUAAUACAACAUGGAACUUGGAACAUAGGGACCAAAGCAAGGGUGCUCGGAUAGAGGUGUUGCAGAACAUCCCUGCUCCAUUGCUUUUUUCUAGCACUGUCUAUUAAGAAAUCUCCCUGUACCUCAAAAACAGUGGUGUCACAGAGCUAGCUGCAUAUUUCCAUCAUUUUUCAGUUAUAGAAUAAUAGAAUCCUAGAGUUGGAAGAGACCUCAAGGGCCAUCCAGUCCAACCACAUGCCAUACUGGGAAAUACAAUCAAAGAACUCCUGAUAGAUGGUCAUGAAACCUUCAGAGACUCCACCACCCCCUGAGGCAGAAUAUUCCACUGCCAAGCAGCUAAUAUCAUUAGGAAGGUCUUCAUAAUGUUUAGGUGGAAUCUCCUUUCUUGCCAUUUGAAGCCAUUGCUCCAUUGUGUCAGAGUCUCCAGGGCAGCAGAGAACAAGCUUGUCCCCUUCUCCUUAAUGUGGCAGCCUUUUAGAUAUUUAAACUUGGCUAUCAGGCCCUCACUCAGUCUUCUUUACUCCAAACUGAACAUAUUAUAGAGAGAACAAAAGUUGUAAAACCUUUCCAGGAAUCAGGCACAUAAUUUCAAAUGUACAGUUGCCCCAUUGCAAUUUGAAUUCAGGAAUCAGAAGCACCUGCUUUAGGGAGAGGUGGAAGAAUAAAGAAAAAGGGCAAAGGUGUCCCAAUGAAAAUUGAAAGCUUCUUAAGGAAGAGAUGCCCCACAGAUGUGGUUCACCUUGAGUAAAUAUGUGUUUGUGUGUGAGAGUGUGUGCGGGAGAGAUUUAAAUGGCCUUUGUAUUUUUAUAACUGUUGCAGCAAAUGUCAAAAGCUGUGUUUGUAUAUAGCGUGUGAUUAUUUUAUAUAAUAUAUGAUGUGAUGUAUAUUAUAUAGUUUUAUAAACAAGGUUUUCUAUUGAAAUGUGCUGUGUUAAUCUGGAUUACUAUGCAAGGACACUUUCUGAUAGCAAGUUGGUACAAAAAUUGACUCUGCAACAGGUCUUUUCUCCACUUAAGUUGGGAAUGGCUUUAGACUUCAAAGAAGCUACUUUUCAGUAACCCAAGACAUGGAGAGUCAUAUCCAUGCAAACUAGCUUGACUAAUUUGGAAUUAAAAUAGAUUCCUGUAUAGAAAGCAAGAAUAUUGAAAUGUUUUGAUGUGGGAAUUCAAGUGAAAUUAGCAUCACACAUCAAUCAAUUAGAGCUACAUCCAGCCCUUCUCAUUCACUGAGGUUAGGUGAAAUGGGGAAAAGGUGAAUGUUUUUAAACAAAAUAACACUGUCUUUAGCCUGAGUAUUACCUCUGAUGGAAAUGGUCCAUAGUGCUGUGCUGAAGGAUUUAAAGAUUCCUAUAGAUAACAUACUAAAAAAAUCUGUGAAUAAUCAAAUCCGCAAAAGUCAAAUCCACAAAUUUGGAGGGCCAACUGUACUUUGUUUCAGGAGAACCUUGGCAGGUAACUGGAUUUUUUUAGACUUUGAAUUGAGGUUCUUGUUUGGAGACUGAAAGAAUCUCUGAUCUGUCAUAGUAGCAGAAUCUCAUCAAGGCCUGUUUUAUUUAUAUUGUGUAACACUGUUUUAAGUGUUUUCACUUUUAUUGUAUUUUAUUUAUAAAUGUUAUAUAUUGGGUUCAUGUUAUAGAAAGAUUUUGUGUUUUCUAUCCAAACAUUGGUGUAUAUGAAUCUUAGAAAGCUUAUUGAUCAAAUCAUAGUUUGGUCAAGUACAAGUGCAUCUUCACAUUCUGCCCACAAUUUCUGACAAGUGCUCAUAUGUCUUGGAAACUAGAAGAAUGCUCUUCACUAUUGUACCAUUCUGUUUCAAUUUCUGUUGUUGCUGCAUUUUCAAAAAUUCAUGAAACACAAUUUUGUGGGCUUUUUGAAAAACCCGAGAGUACUUUCAUUAAACAUAAGGCAUCUUCCCUAACAUCCUUAGAAUCACAUCUUCCUAAUGUUUACCAGCAGCUUUGGAACCAGGUCAGCAAGAAGUGCAUUGUUCCAUUCACAUUGCAUGUUCAACAUUAUUUGAUUUCAUUUGAAUUUUUCUUUGGAUGUUUCUCUUGUGCAAAGUAUGCAAAGGUUUACUACCUUAGAGACUGAGAGGAUGUAGCUCGUCAAGACUUAGAAUCAGAAAGUUGGAAGGGACCCCAAGGGCCAUCCAGUCCAACCCCUUCUUCCAUAAAGAAACACAGUAUUCAAGCACCCCCGAUAGAUGUCAACCCAGCCUCUGUUUAAAAACCUCCAGAGAAGGAGACUCCACCACAUUCCAAGGCAACAUAUGCAAUUCCUAAACAGCCCUUAUCAUCAAGAGGUUCUUCCUAAUGUUUAGGUGGAAUCUCUUUUCCUGCAAUUUGAAUCUAUUGCUCUGUGUUCUUUUCUCCAGAGCAGCAGAAAACAGACUUGUCCUCUCCUCAUUGUGACAGCCUUUCAAAUAUUUAAACAUUGCUAUCAUAGCCUCUCUUAUGCUUCUUUUCUCCAAGCUAAAUACCCAGCUUCUAGAAGGACUUGGCUUCCAAAUCAUUGAUCAUUUUGGUCACCCUUCUUUGGAUGUAUUCUACACAUCUACACUGACCUUUGGUUGGUAUGUCUUUGCAUUAGCCCUGCAGUAGCUAAAUCCUGCACAGGGCAGAUCCAGUUUAACCCCACCCUUAAUGCUGCCUUGGGAAAGUCUGAAUCCUGAACCAGGAUUUGGGUUUACCCCAACUUAAAGGAUGUCAAGACAGCUGAUCCAGUUACUAACUGGAAAUAACACCACAGCAGCUCAGGUGGCCCAGGAACACAGGAUAGCAGUCCCCUCUUGCCCCACCCUCCACAUGUCACCAGUCACAACAAGCCAUCAAUCUUGCUUUGGGCACUCUGGCUGACGUUGACCAGAGCCCUGAUGACCAGGAUAGGUGGGGUGUUGUGGCUUUCCAGACACACUAAACCAUGUUUGGCACAGCUGGGACUUCUACUCCACGUUCAGGGAGCUCCUGUGUGACUGCCACGUAGGUUCAAUCCAACAUCCAGGAGGUCAAAUCAGGCCUGAGUUUUCAGUUAGUGUAGAAGGGGGUCUUGGUUUACUUCCUCAGAUGCAAGUAAACAAUUUAUGAAAUUUUAGGCUACCAGUUUGUUUUCUCGGUUAUUCUCCAAGGUGCUGCACGAUCCCUUUGCAUGCUAAUAAUUUAGACUAAUAUGGCUAUGUCUUUGAUUUCUUCUGUGCAAAGUCAAUUGUCAGUAUAGAAUACUAUGGCAAAGCAAGAUCUGCUUUAUCUGAUUUUAUCAGAUAAAUUAUUUCAGAUUUAGCAUAUGUUUGCAUGAGAAGGAAUUAUGAAAGAUGUUAACAGCAUGCAACUAAGGCAAACAAACAAAAAGCCCAAACACACAACUACAGCACUUCCCUCUUUUUGCUCACACCUUGGUUUUUGACUCAUCUGUGCUUUUGACAACUUAAACAUGAGUUGUACUGACAGAGCUUUUGGAAUUAUACAAUAGUUAAUCAUGUCAUAGGUAUUGUUGCAACUUGUUGUUUGGCUCCACCAACAUUGCUCUUGAUACUCAUCCUCGGCAUUUUAUAAGCAAGUAUGUCCUGUUGAAAUCUGUGCACUUGUAUAAUGCCAGUACCAGCAUCCUUUUGAGCUACUAAAAGAAAUUUAAUUUCUUAAACAAAUUUUCUAAUUGGGCAAUCCUGCAAUCAUUGGUCUUCAGUCUCAAGGUCUUCUCCACCUCCACUCUUUGAAAAGUUGCUUUGACUAAAUAAAAGUAUUGCUAUCUGAGCAAUAUGUGUUCUUAUAUUUUGUACAUUGAUUUGCAAAUAAACAAUUUAAAGGUGCAUGUCUUUUAUCAUAUAGAAAAAUACACUAUAUUUUUCCUUUCACGGUUAUAAUAGUCUGUUUUACAUUUGUACAUAUGUUUAUAUGAUGUAGUUUGUUGGGGCAGAAUUUUCCUUGUGUUUUUAAUAUUAAAGAGAAUGUGCUGCUUUUGUCUAA